Molecule: messenger RNA, 1516 nt
Organism: Williopsis jadinii
Lineage: Eukaryota; Fungi; Ascomycota; Saccharomycetes; Phaffomycetales; Wickerhamomycetaceae
Gene: YUR1
Product: mannosyltransferase YUR1
Exons: 1
Coding region: 21-1280 (419 amino acids)
Biological process (GO): protein N-linked glycosylation; cell wall mannoprotein biosynthetic process
Cellular component (GO): Golgi apparatus; membrane
Molecular function (GO): alpha-1,2-mannosyltransferase activity
Source: RefSeq, a predicted model, not a curated record
GUCUCGUUGAAUCACCCAAAAUGAGGUUUUUCCAGAAGGUUCUCGUUGUGCUUACAUGUGGAAUUGCAAUAAUUUUGCAAUCCACACAGAUGGUACGGGAUAAGCUCUCUAGCGUUGCAUACGAACAACACCUACGUUUGCAGUACUUACAGUCGUUAAGGUCAAUUCAGUAUACCUAUGACCCAGAGCAGAUAUUUAGGCCCAAGCUGGCUUCCAAUUCCUAUUCCCAAAAGAUCCUUAUAGACGAGAACAGGGAUGACGUCCAGAUCGGCAUGGAGAACGCAACCAUCAUAAUGCUCGUUAGAAACAGCGAACUGGAAGGUGCGCUGAGUGCGAUGAGGUCGCUCGAGGAUAGGUUCAACAAAAAGUACAGGUACCCUUGGACUUUCCUCAACGAUGUCCCCUUCACUGAUGAGUUCAUCGAGGCCACGACGCUGAUGGCCUCUGGAACCACCGAAUACGGGCUCAUCCCGUCUGAGGAAUGGGAUAGGCCUCCGCACAUCGACGAGGCCAAGUUCGUGCAGUGCAUGGCAGACAUGGUCGAGAAGGAGGUGAUCUAUGGCUUCUCAGAGUCGUAUAGAAACAUGUGUCGAUUCAACUCCGGCUACUUCUUCAGACAGCAGCUUGUCAACAAGUACGAAUGGUACAUGAGAGUGGAGCCCGAUGUCGAGUACUACUGCGACUUCGACUACGACCCCUUCAAGGUGAUGAGGUUGAACGGCAAGAAGUACGGCUUCAUCAUCUCAAUCCACGAGUAUGAGGAGACGAUUCCAACGCUUUACGACACAACGAUGGACUUCUUCGAGCUGAACCCGCAAUAUCUCCAUCCAAACAACUCGUUGGACUUCCUCACUGAUAAGGAGCCCUUCCCAAAUAGUCAGGUCAGAAUGGACGUUGCCAACGACUAUAACCUGUGCCAUUUCUGGAGUAAUUUUGAGAUUGGUAACCUGGAUUUCUACAGGUCAGAGGCGUACUUGCAGUACUUUGAGUACUUGAACCAAGCUGGUGGGUUCUACUACGAAAGAUGGGGUGAUGCUCCAGUUCAUACGCUCGCCGCAGCGUUACUGCUUGACAAGCACGAGAUCCAUUACUUUGAAGAUAUCGGCUACUUCCACAACCCGUUCGCCAACUGUCCUUCGAGCACUGGGAUCAGGAAGUCCAAGCGAUGUAUCUGUGAUUGUUCGGAUGAGUCUGUCAUUGAUGUGCUGCCACACAGCUGUGUUCCAAUAUGGUGGAAAGUUGGUGGUAAGACCUUUCUGAAGGACAAGGGGGUUAUCUAACGCUAAUGAAUCAUACUCGAAAAUACAGCGCCUGCUUGGAAGACUGGUGGUGGUGAUAGUAGUAGUAGUACAUUAGUAUGGAGUUUCCAGUCUCGACAGCUGGUUCAAGAUCGUCUUGAGUUCAUCGUCGGACUUCUUGUUGGCCAAGCUUGGUAUCAGCGUCUUGGCCUCGUCAACGUCGUCGCACGCCAGCGAGCCCAGCUGUGCAACCUCGAAGGGGUGUAGAUCUGAGUUCU